AUGAAUAAUAUCAAUUUCAUCAAUACUAUCAAUUACAUCAAUAACGGUAUUGCCAUCAAUAACAUCAAUAACGGCAUUGAUAUCAAUAACAUCAAUAACGGCAUUGAUAUCAAUAACAUCAAUAACGGUAUUGCCAUCAAUUACAUCAAUAACGGCAUUGAUAUCAAUAACAUCAAUAACGGUAUUGCCAUCAAUUACAUCAAUAACGACAUUGACAUCAAUUACAUCAAUAACGGUAUUGACAUCAAUAACGACAUUGACAUCAAUUACAUCAAUAACGACAUUGACAUCAAUUACAUCAAUAACGGCAUCGGCAUCAAUUACAUCAAUAACGGCAUUGACAUCAAUUACAUCAAUAACGACAUUGACAUCAAUUACAUAAAUAACGGCAUUGACAUCAAUUACAUCAAUAACGACAUUGACAUCAAUUACAUCAAUAACGGUAUUGACAUCAAUAACGACAUUGACAUCAAUUACAUCAAUAACGACAUUGACAUCAAUUACAUCAAUAACGGCAUCGGCAUCAAUUACAUCAAUAACGGCAUUGACAUCAAUUACAUCAAUAACGGCAUUGAUAUCAAUUACAUCAAUAACGACAUUGACACCAAUUACAUCAAUAACGGCAUCGACAUCAAUUACAUCAAUAACGGCAUUGACAUCAUUUACAUCAAUAACGACAUUGACAUCAAUUACAUCAAUAACGGUAUUGACAUCAAUAACGACAUUGACAUCAAUUACAUCAAUAACGGCAUUGACAUCAAUUACAUCAAUAACGGCAUUGAUAUCAAUUACAUCAAUAACGACAUUGACACCAAUUACAUCAAUAACGGCAUCGACAUCAAUUACAUCAAUAACGGCAUUGACAUCAUUUACAUCAAUAACGACAUUGACAUCAAUUACAUCAAUAACGGCAUUGACAUCAAUUACAUCAAUAACGGCAUUGACAUCAAUUACAUAAAUAACGGCAUUGACAUCAAUUACAUCAAUAACGACAUUGACAUCAAUUACAUCAAUAACGGUAUUGACAUCAAUAACGACAUUGACAUCAAUUACAUCAAUAACGGCAUUGACAUCAAUUACAUCAAUAACGACAUUGACAUCAAUUACAUCAAUAACGGCAUCGGCAUCAAUUACAUCAAUAACGACAUUGACAUCAAUUACAUCAAUAACGGCAUUGACAUCAAUUACAUCAAUAACGGCAUUGAUAUCAAUUACAUCAAUAACGACAUUGACACCAAUUACAUCAAUAACGGCAUCGACAUCAAUUACAUCAAUAACGACAUUGACACCAAUUACAUCAAUAACGGCAUUGACAUCAAUUACAUCAAUAACGGCAUUGCCAUCAAUUACAUCAAUAACGGCAUUGACAUCAAUUACAUCAAUAACGACAUUGACAUCAAUUACAUCAAUAGCGGCACUGACAUCAAUUACAUCAAUAACAACAUUGACAUCAAUUACAUCAAUAACGACAUUGACACCAAUUACAUCAAUAUCGACAUUGACAUCAAUUACAUCAAUAACGGCAUUGACAUCAAUUACAUCAAUAACGACAUUGACAUCAAUUACAUCAAUAACGGUAUUGACAUCAAUUACAUCAAUAGCGGCACUGACAUCAAUUACAUCAAGUGUAUCAAUUACAUCAAAUACAACUCGGCAGUCAUGGUUGACUAA
Messenger RNA from Pecten maximus, 1671 nucleotides. RefSeq lists its product as uncharacterized. Bases 1 to 1671 code for a protein of 556 amino acids. The transcript has a single exon. The record is from RefSeq and is a predicted model, not a curated record. Lineage: Eukaryota; Metazoa; Mollusca; Bivalvia; Pectinida; Pectinidae.